GAGACAUCACAACGGAUAACAUCAACUUUGCCUCUACUUUCAAUAAUCUUGAUCUUAAUGUUUUAUCUUCAACUAAGGAAGAAAUGGACGCUAAACAAGGCCUGCCAAAAACAGUCAGACAAGAACCGGGUAAAAUUUACCCUCCUCCGCUCCAUACAAUUUGUGUCAACGACACUACGUUUCCAAAUGGAAUUUAUUAUGGCGGCAUUCUCAACCUCAGAUUGCUUCAAAACGAAUCCACGUUUCAGGCGGAACUCGCCUACAAAUCUAUUACGGUGAGCCCUGUCCACCUCGGAUUGCUUACGAUUUCGGGCAGUGGUAAAGGUGGCAAGGGACUUGGGAUUCAACCAGGUGGAUAG
This is a messenger RNA of Paraglomus brasilianum, 359 nucleotides long. NCBI's taxonomy places the organism in Eukaryota, Fungi, Glomeromycota, Glomeromycetes, Paraglomerales, Paraglomeraceae. The record is from the annotation of a GenBank genome assembly.